Molecule: messenger RNA, 765 nt
Organism: Geodia barretti
Lineage: Eukaryota; Metazoa; Porifera; Demospongiae; Tetractinellida; Geodiidae
Source: the annotation of a GenBank genome assembly
AUGUCGGGUGAACCCAACGCGGACCACUACUUCGGGACUGACCAGCAAGGGCGCGAUAUCCUGAGCAGGGUUAUCUUUGGAACCCGCACCACACUCAUCGUCGCUAUAAUAGCGGUCUUAUUCGGCACAACCGGCGGGUCGCUGUUGGGGAUUGUGAGCGCCUAUUUGGGCGGCAAAGUUGACCUCAUACUUCAGCGCUUGCUGGAGAUACUCCAAGCAUUCCCCGACGUCAUACUAGCUCUGCUUCUGCUCGCGGCCCUGGACCCGAGUCUGGGGACCGUAAUUCUGGCAAUAUCGAUCACGCGCAUCCCAUUCGGUGGUCGCGUAAUCCGCUCCGUCGCCCUGCAAAUACGUGAGAUGGAGUACGUGACUGCCGCGCGCGCAAUCGGCGCGAACGACAUACGCAUCAUGUUCCGCCAUGUAGCCCCGCAGUGCGUCGCGCCAUACCUGAUCCUGGCGACCGCGCACCUCGGCGUCGCAAUCCUCAUCGAGUCCGGGCUGGGCUUCCUGGGCGCCGGCGUCCCGCCGCCCACAGCCACCUGGGGCAACAUGCUCGCCUUCGCCAACUUCUCAUCGUUCAAGCCGCUCUGGUGGAUGGCGUUCUACCCGGGCCUUGCGAUCACCGUUACGGUUCUGGCGUUCAACCUGUUCGGCGACUCCUGCGCGACGUCCUUGACCCGCGCCUCCGCAACAGGUAAUCUCCAUCCCAUCCCGACAAUAUCCCGGUCACACUCUUACGUUCCCCUACAUAUAGGAGAGCAGUAG